GGGCGGAAAGGGAGGAGCGCAGGCGGGCCGGAAAAAUGGCGGCGCUCAGUGGGCGCCUGUGGCGGCGGCCGGGAGAGGCUUUGGGGCGGACGGCGGCGGGGGCGGUGCGGGCACAGGAGCUGGCGGAGCGUCUGCGGGCGAAGCGGAGCGAGGAGGAGGAGGAGAAGAAGAAGAAGAAGAAGCAGCAGCAGCAGCAGCAGCAGCAGCAGCAGCAGCAAGAGGUGGCCGCGGAGCCGGCGCGGAGGCGGGCCCGGGAGCUGGCCGCGCUGCAGCGGGUGCACCCCAACGUGCUGGCCAAGGCGCUUCGGCAGCGAGCCGUGUACCAGGACGAGGAGGUGGUGGUUCUCAACAAGCCCUACGGCCUGCCUGUGCACGGCGGCCCCGGGGUCAAGAACUGUAUUGCUGAUGUGCUGCCGAUUUUGGCCAAGAUGCUGGUGAACAUGAAAGCUGAACCACUGCACCUGUGUCAUCGGCUGGACAAGGAGACAACGGGAGUGAUGGUGUUGGCGCGGAACAAGGAGGCAGCAGACAGGAUCCGGCUCCUCUUCAAAACUCGCCAGGUGGAGAAGAUAUACUGGGCAAUUAGUGUAGGGAGCCCAGACCCUGCUGAGGGCAUUGUGGAAAUCCCCAUGGUGGAGAGGGAGGUGCAGAGCCACCAACCUCAUUUCAAGAUGACACUGGCCCCAAACUACCGCAUGUCUCCUGAGGAUGGAAAGGUGCUGAAAAUCCGCAAGAACCGCAAUGCUGAGAGCGCUGUGACGCAGUAUCGCGUUCUGGCUAGCUCAUCUGCCUGCUCUCUGCUGGAGCUCCAGCCCAUCACAGGAGUGAAGCACCAGCUCCGGGUUCACCUGGCCUAUGGAUUGGGGUGCCCCAUCCUGGGGGAUCAUAAAUACUCGCACUGGAGCAAGCUGGCACCACAGAAGCUUCCUGAAAUCACUCUGAAGAGGCUGAAACUGCAGCAGAGCAAGUCUCGCCACCUCCCCCUGCACCUCCAUGCCUACCGCCUCUCCCUGCCACUGGGCACCAGUGGGAGCAAGCGGAUAGACCUUGUAUGUGAGCCACCCAGCUUCUUCCACAGGACACUGAGGAAGCUGGAGCUGGACAUUGCUAAGGAAUAGGACGAGGCUUGUGAACAGGACUGAUCCUUUGCGUCUCCAUACUUCUAGCACAUGAUAGUGCUGGAUCCAGCUGUGCUGCAGUGGUGUUUCACUCACAGCAAGUGGUGUGAUGAGGUUUGUGCUCUGCUGCUUGGGAGACACCUUGCCUUCUGGGUAAUGGAGUUGCUGGCUUAACCUCUGUGCCCUUCUUGUCCACAGUCCAUACCUGAUCUGGAGCAGAAAGCAUGGUGGGUGCACUCGAGCCUCUUGUUUAUACUGAUGAGGCUGGGUGGAAACUGGGCAUUGACCAUUCUGUGCUCUGAACUUGUCCCUGUCCAAUAAAGAACCCAGCUUCUGCAAAGGUGAA
This is a messenger RNA of Gallus gallus (chicken), 1464 nucleotides long. RefSeq names its product RNA pseudouridylate synthase domain containing 4 (gene RPUSD4). The record is from RefSeq and is a predicted model, not a curated record. Gene Ontology annotation, molecular function: RNA binding; pseudouridine synthase activity. The transcript has 7 exons. Bases 36 to 1118 code for a protein of 360 amino acids. NCBI's taxonomy places the organism in Eukaryota, Metazoa, Chordata, Aves, Galliformes, Phasianidae. Gene Ontology annotation, biological process: pseudouridine synthesis.